AUGAAUCAUAUAGCACUUUCGAGCGAUCAAGUAAAUUAUCUUAUCUAUCGUUAUCUAAGAGAAUCGAGUUUUGAUCAUUCUGCCUGGGUUUUCAAUGAAGAAAGUAAAGCAAAUCAACGGGGUUUCAAGGAGACUGACAUAAAAACUGGUGAAUUAGUCAGGAUCAUUCAAGAAGGGCUGCAACUCAGAGAUUUGGCUCUACACACGAGCCCAGAAGGACGAACCGUAGAUUGUCAAGUUCCCGUGCAGCUGAUAGGUACUCAUCAAUGUGAAGCACCAUCAACCCCUACUCACUCAACGGAAGAAAAUAUGUUAAUACAAGACAACGAUAAUGAAAGACUUGAUCCAAGAAGUUCUUCUGAAGAAGAAUCGGCCAGGACGAAUGACCCAGAGGUUAAGCUGGAAGUCACAGAUCAAGAGAUAAAUCUCUUGGAAAAGGAACGUAAAAGAGAUGCUCAAAAUAUUGAUCCACGUCAAAGUGAACAAAAUAGUGACUUAAACAAUUUAUUAAAGAGUAACCAGAAUGAUAAUAAUGACGACAUGGACAUUGAUCUUCCCGCCAAUUCUCCUUCACCACUCAAUAAAAACGUUACUUCACCCUCAUACGGCCUGCCAAUUGGUUCGUCGCUUCCUACAAGAAAAUCGUUGAACGAUCGAACUUCACCGAUGACGAAUUCAACCGUUCACAAACAAGGAUCCCCCAAUCAUUUAUUAUUAAAGGUUCCCGGUGAAGAAUUGGUUUCUUUUUCAUGGAAACCAAAUGAGGACGUGUUAGCGACCGGUGGGCAAGAUGGGAUCUUACGUAUAUGGAAUAUACCCGAGCCCAGUGGAAAACUUCAAGAACCACGAAAAAUUGAAUACCCUCCUUGGCUUAAUGAAAUUGAUACUACGCAAACUGCGUUCAUAACUUGGUUAGAUUGGCAUCCUACCCAAGAUGAUUUAAUUGCUUGUUCAUACUUUAACGGAUUGUCGACCGUUUACAAAAUAAAUAGCGGUCUUUUACAUCGAAAACUUGAAGAGCAUCGUGAAAGUACUUUAAAAAUAAAAUGGAGUCCGAGAGGAUACAGAGCUUUAACUGCUAGCGUCGACAAGAAUGUAAUUUGUUGGAACAGGGAUGGUCAGGCUAUGCGCUUCGCUGAAAUGCACAAGGACACCGUUACCGAUGUCGCUUGGAAAGACGAUAAGAUCUUCGCUUCUUGUUCCAAAGAUAAGAAGAUAUUUCUAUGGGAUUAUAAGAUGAGAGACAAGCCAAUCAUGGAAUUUUCCGGUCACGACGAUGAAGUCUUUUCCAUCAAAUGGGAUCCCACAAAGAACUAUUUGGCCUCCUGUUCAAAGGAUGGAAAGUGCAAAAUUUGGUCAGAGAAGAAUCAAAGUCCCUUGCGAACACUAUACGCCAAAGAUGGUCCCAUUACUUGCGCAGAGUGGCAUCCAAAAUCGAAUGACAACGAAAAUUUGCUGCUUACCACCUCACAGAAUAGCGGAGUGGUAAGAAUCUGGAGUGCACUGGAGGGAAUUUGCUUACGUGACUUCUCUCCGUGCAAGUCACACAUCAAUGCGAUUGAAUUUUGCUCGAACGGACUGUACUUUGCAACCGGAUCGGCGGACAACCUUUUGCACAUAAUUGAUGCCAAAACAUAUAAGAUACGCGAAAGUCACGUUUUGGGAAAUGACAUAAUGAGUAUAAAAUGGAAUUACAAUUGCACGAAGAUCGCGGCGACACUACACAAUGGUACCAUUUACAUCAUCAAAGCGUUUUCAACCGAUUGA
Messenger RNA from Acaulospora morrowiae, 1767 nucleotides. NCBI's taxonomy places the organism in Eukaryota, Fungi, Glomeromycota, Glomeromycetes, Diversisporales, Acaulosporaceae. The record is from the annotation of a GenBank genome assembly.